Molecule: messenger RNA, 1445 nt
Organism: Plutella xylostella (diamondback moth)
Lineage: Eukaryota; Metazoa; Arthropoda; Insecta; Lepidoptera; Plutellidae
Product: venom protease
Biological process (GO): proteolysis
Molecular function (GO): serine-type endopeptidase activity
Source: RefSeq, a predicted model, not a curated record
CGUUGCCAACUAUUUACUGGUGUCGGGUUUUAUAAAACCAGUCUGACAACGUUUUUGAGUGCGUCGUAUUGUAUAUUGUAUCUCAUUCAGAUUUUUAUAAAAAAUAUGGUGUAUUUGAUUCUUAUAGUCUUUACUUGUUUCACAUUUAUAAACAGUGCGCCACAAUUGGAAGACAGAUGGUCUUGGGGUUUUAUUGAAGAUGAUGUAAAUACUACAAAAGCACCUGAAUUUCCUAUUCAGGAGGAUGAUAAAUCGUGGGGAUAUCUUGAUGAAACUGAAGUCACAACACGUUUAAGGGAUUUAGAUGAAGACAAAAAAUGUGCCCCGUUCAACCCCAAAGUACCCGACUUCAAGGCUGCACAUCGAAGGAUCAUACAAACGAAAUGCUACGAAUACAUUUGGCUGAUUAAAUACAGGGAAAAAGCAAAAAAAAAGAAUGAAGCAUGUUUUUCAGAACCAGAAUUGCGUCCCGAAGGAUCAAAUAUCGACUCAGGUGCCAGAUACGUGUACCAAGGAGAAUAUCCACACAUGGCUGCCAUAGGUUGGAGAAGGGUCAACGGCAGCUUGGACUUCAGAUGCGGUGGAUCUCUGAUAAGCUCCAAGUUCGUCCUGACUGCGGCACAAUGCACUGCUGUGAGGAUUGAUACGACACUGCCCGACAGAGAGCCGCACUCGGUCCGACUUGGACAUACCACUGCUUUGGAUACUAAAGCCAUGCCUGAAAACUCUCUUGACAUAAAAAUACAUCGGAUUAUAAGAAGCCCUAAAUUCAUAGCUGGAAAAAAAUACAACGACAUUGCACUGUUGGAACUAGAGGCAGAUGUGAAAUUCUCAAAGUUCAUUCAACCCGCAUGCCUGUACCACAUACCUGAUGUCCUGAAACUGAGUAAGAAGGCCAGGGCUACUGGAUGGGGCAUCUUUUCUGAAGCUGCACUAGAAACACCGAAACUUAAAGUAGCACAUCUCAACAUAGUGGACGAUGCGACCUGCAACGCACAGUUGGGCAGGCUGUGCGGGCGAGCCUGGUGCAGGGUGAGAGACCAGGUCUGCAGCGGAGACCCCACCGGAGCCGUGGAUACGUGCUGGGGUGAUUCCGGUGGUCCACUUCAAGUGGAGAUCCCGCUACCGACUACGGAGGGGAAGAUCCACUAUGUCAUUGGCAUCACGUCGUUUGGAGUGGGGUGCGGACAGCCAGAUACCCCGGGAGUAUACACGAAGGUCUCCAGUUAUCUCGACUGGAUUGAGAGCGUGGUUUGGCCGCAAGGGUAGCUGAACUUUGAUGCUGCAUUGAUGAACCGCCAAUGCAGAAAGUGGUCUGGGGAUUUUAACGGACAGAAUAAGUAAUCCUCUGACUGAUUUGACUGAACCCAAGUAUGUGUUUUUAUGAGCCAUUUAUUAUUUAAACAUUUACCUUGAUGUUAAAAAUAUAUUAUAUUAUAUGAAAA